GUGUCACUCGAGAAGGUCCUUGGCAUCACAGCCCAGAACAGCAGUGGCCUAACCUGUGACCCCGGCACAGGCCAUGUGGCCUACCUGGCAGGCUGUGUAGUGGUGAUUUUGGACCCCAAGAAGAAUAAACAGCAGCACAUCUUUAAUACUGCCAGGAAGUCUCUGAGUGCUGUGGCCUUCUCACCCGAUGGGAAGUACAUAGUGACAGGGGAGAACGGACACAGGCCUGCUGUGCGCAUCUGGGAUGUGGACGAGAAGAGCCAGGUGGCGGAAAUGCUGGGCCACAAGUACGGCGUGGCCUGCGUGGCCUUCUCACCCAACAUGAAGCACAUCGUGUCCAUGGGCUACCAGCAUGACAUGGUGCUCAAUGUCUGGGACUGGAAGAAAGACAUCGUGGUGGCCUCCAACAAGGUGUCAUGCAGGGUCAUCGCCCUCUCCUUCUCAGAGGAUAGCAGCUACUUUGUCACUGUCGGAAACCGGCACGUGAGGUUCUGGUUUCUGGAAGUCUCCACUGAAGCAAAGGUGACAGGUACAGUGCCCCUGGUAGGACGCUCAGGCAUCCUUGGCGAGCUGCACAACAACGUCUUCUGUGGUGUGGCCUGUGGCCGGGGCCGAAUGGCAGGCAAUACCUUCUGUGUGUCCUACUCGGGCCUCCUCUGCCAGUUCAACGAGAAGAGAGUGCUGGAAAAGUGGAUCAACCUGAAGGUCUCCCUGUCUUCUUGCCUCUGUGUCAGUCAGGAGCUCAUCUUCUGCGGGUGCACAGAUGGGAUAGUCCGCAUCUUCCAGGCCCACAGCCUACAGUACCUUGCCAACUUACCCAAGCCUCACUACCUCGGGGUGGACGUGGCCCAGGGCCUGGAGUCCAGUUUCCUCUUCCGCAGGAAGGCAGAAGCAGUAUACCCAGACACAGUGGCGCUGACUUUUGACCCCACCCACCAGUGGCUGUCCUGUGUGUAUAAAGACCACAGCAUUUACAUCUGGGAUGUCAAAGACAUCAACAAAGUGAGCAAGAUGUGGUCGGAGCUGUUCCACAGCUCCUACGUCUGGAACGUGGAG
Messenger RNA from Orycteropus afer afer, 1056 nucleotides. The record is from RefSeq and is a predicted model, not a curated record. Lineage: Eukaryota; Metazoa; Chordata; Mammalia; Tubulidentata; Orycteropodidae.